Trematosphaeria pertusa is the source of this 1428-nucleotide messenger RNA. RefSeq names its product Prp19-domain-containing protein. Gene Ontology annotation, cellular component: U2-type catalytic step 1 spliceosome; cytoplasm; Prp19 complex. Gene Ontology annotation, biological process: mRNA splicing, via spliceosome; protein ubiquitination; DNA repair. The transcript is spliced from 2 exons. NCBI's taxonomy places the organism in Eukaryota, Fungi, Ascomycota, Dothideomycetes, Pleosporales, Trematosphaeriaceae. The record is from RefSeq and is a predicted model, not a curated record. Gene Ontology annotation, molecular function: protein binding; ubiquitin protein ligase activity. Bases 1 to 1428 code for a protein of 475 amino acids.
AUGCUGUGCGCAAUCUCCGGAGAAGCUCCCCAGGUGCCCGUAGCCUCGCGCAAAAGUGGGAACGUCUUCGAAAAGCGCCUAAUCGAGGCCCACCUCGCCGAACACCACACCGAUCCCGUCACAGGCGAAGACCUCUCCGUCGAGGACCUCAUCGAGCUCAAGUCGCCGCGAAUCGUGAACCCCCGACCCCCGAAUCUCACCUCGAUACCUUCACUGUUGAGCGCGUUCCAGAAUGAGUGGGAUGCUAUUGUGCUGGAGACAUUCACGCUAAAGCAGCAGCUGGCGCAGACGCGGCAGGAGCUUAGCACGGCGCUGUAUCAGAACGAUGCGGCGACGCGUGUUAUUGCGAGGUUGACGCGCGAGAGAGAUGAGGCGCGAGAGGCACUGUCGAAUGUGACGGUGACUGGAAAGGGCGCGGCUGCCAAUGGGGAUGCGAUGCAGGUUGAUGGCCAGGCCCUGCCGGAGGAGCUUGCAACCAUGGUCGAUGAGACGCAGCAACAGCUAUUCGCGACUCGGCGCAAGCGACCUAUUCCUGAAGGCUGGGCUACAGGCGACGACAUCACAGCAUUCGACGUUACUACGUCAAGCGAGCCUCUCUAUCCGGGCAGCAGCGCAGUUUCCGUCGACCAGACUGGCGGCCUUGCCUUAUUUGGAGGAACAGACGGCGUUGCCAGCGUCUACUCGAUAUCACAGCAAAAGGUGGUUCAUACUCUGAAGUGUGGAGCUCCAGUGACCACGGCGACGUGGUGGGAAUCCAAAGCCGUUGUUGCGACAUCGGCUGGCGUAGUUAAGAUAUUCGAAAAUGGAGAGGAGCUUGCGCAGAUGGGAUCACAUGCUGGGGCCGUAACGUCGAUAUCGCUUCAUCCAAGCGGAGCUAUCCUGGCAUCAGCCGGAGCGGACAAGCGGUUUAUGUUCUACGAUCUUUCGACCUUCGAAUCGGUCUCGCAGGUCUACACGGAAGCAGAGAUUACCUGCUGCGCCUUCCAUGUGGACGGCAUGCUCUUCUUCACCGGCGGUCUCGACGGCAACAUCCGCAUCUUCGACGUCAAGACCGGCGCAUCCAUGGCUGUCCUAGAGACUAGCGGCCCCGUCCGCGCCAUCUCGUUCUCGGAAAAUGGAACCUGGUUUGCGGUAGCGGAGAAGGGCUCGAACAGCGUGUCGGUGUGGGAUCUACGAAAGCAGGCGCCCAUCAAGGUGCUUGACGUUGGUGGUCCGAUCGACAGCAUUCACUGGGACUACACUGGUCAGUUCCUGGCGACCGCCGGGCCUGGAAGCGUGUCUGUGCAACAGUACACCAAGGCUUCGAAGAGCUGGUCGGAGCCUGUGCGGAAAGCGGUGCCUGCAAGGGACGUUGCUUGGGGUGCGAGUGCCUUGUCCCUGGUUGCGCUAACUCCGGAGGGUGGACUGAGCGUCUUGAGCGCAGCAUGA